UGAUUGGAUCAUUCAAUCACGGGUAUCUGACGUGGUUGCACUCCGUGACGUUUUAAGUUGAAUGUAUCUAUCUGCGACAUUUGGUUUCCUUUCCCUCUCCAACAAAGGCAACGUUGACGCCUCUUCCUCUCGGAUGUGUGUUAGUUAGAACGCAAUCCUGUUGGUCGGAUGACAAGGAUAGUGAAACCAACAGAUGCGUAGUUGAAUUAGUGCCGAGCCAUAUCAUUUUGCUAGUAUAGCUCCAACGCAUUUUACCCGGAUUUUAGGUUGCCUCGUCUGGGCAACCACCGGUAGAUACCCCCGGAAUAAUAUUAGUCCUGGUGGCCUAUUAGUACAUACAUCAGUGGCCCGAUCUCUUCCUUCUGGCUUCCGUCAACCAAAGCCAUGCAAUGACUGCUUCUAGUGUAGUAGUAGUAGAGCCAAAGUCAGGGGUAACGGCAUCAGAUGUGAUUACGAGGGAAGAGGAGUUGAAAGACAACAAUGGGGACACUACCAAAGGGGCGGAGGGACUGGCGAGUGCUGUGGAAGCAAUAAUAGAUUCCACCAUCACGACAUCAUCCGUUCCAGAACCCUCCAAGCCGCCAUUGGCACCCGUGUCAGAGCCUUGUUCCCCAUCCACAAGUCCCACCCCAUCGUCUCCCAUGACCACUGUUGAGGAGUCCAUGAUACCCGAGCUACCUAUGGGGCAACACGACAACCAAAAGGGUACAAAAGCUGCUGACCCGCAACAUACUUUAAUACAGGACUCUGACCAUCAGAACACAACGAAAGACGUAGAGAUGGCUCCUGCCAUAGAGCCAGAAAGAACUGUACCGACGACAGCUCAUCCAGGGCAGACAGACGUCAAGACGAAGCCUGAACAAUCCACACAAUCACAAUCACCUGCCAAUCCAUCAGCAGCACACAAGAACCAAGUGCAGCAUGAGCCAAUUCAUCCAUCAGAGGAACCGGAACAAACGUCAGCAGCGAUAUCAAACACCCAAGAAGCUCAGCAUGAGCUCUUCCAUCCUAGUAUGGAUCCUGAAGAGGAAGAACCAACGUCAACAAUCCAAGAUCAGCAGGCAGCAGAAGCAAUAGUCGCAAAUAUAGUGGAAAGUCUGGAAUUCAAUGUGCUACCCAUUCAAAGGGAAAUAGUACAGCUAGUAGAGCCAACAACCACCAAAUCAACGGCCCAUCAUGUUCAGCAAGCAACAGUACCACCCGUAGUAUCAGAUCAAGUACUAGAGACUCUAGACACCAACCCGCAAGCAAUGCAAACGGAACAACAGCCGGAGCCAGCAACAGUCUCUGUACCUCCCACAUCAUCAUCGUCGUCGUCGUCGUCAUCAUCCAAAGACACUCCAGUGGGUACCAACCAAACAAUCGUUAUGGAACAAGGAGGAGAGAGUUCCACUGCUGCAACCUCUUCUGCAGUUGUUCCACCAAUGACCGAGAUUCAUUCCCUUACUUCGUACAUAAAACGGUCACUCUCGGGCAUCUUUUCCGACAUUGCCGAGGCUACGGCACAUCAAGAUCCUAGCAGUGACGUGCAAGAGCAGCAGCACGAGUAUACCAUCGCGAUACGCGACAACGACUCGGCAGCUACAUCAACUGAUGCGGUCGCUCCCCCCGUACGGAAACGCAGUCGAGUGGACUUGGCAGAAGCCUACGAAGCCACGUAUCCGCCUUCCGCACCAGAAACGAAUGACACCCUUGUGACGUCGCAACAGCAUCACAAUGAUCCUGUACAUGACGAUUCUCGCCACAACGGGCAUCAGCAACAUCCAAGUACGCCAACAAGGUUGUCGAGACGACGGAGCUUUUCGUACCAAUGCUUGAACAAGCUGUUCCAAAUCGAGGAUGACGCACAGCCAAGUGCCGGAGCAGCAAAUACCAACUCGACCGCCGAGUAUCCGACGACGACGACGCCGAACCCUUUGACAAGCGCUGGUAGUGUUCUUGAACAGCCACCACCUAUCAUGACGCCCGAACUCACCACCAACUGCGGUCAAAGUGACACUCCAUUCAAGAUGCCCCAACCACCAUUGGAGGAAUCUGAAUCCAUGAGUAGCUUCAUCCAGGUACUGAGUGCCGUGGAUUUGGAUAGCAUGGGCAACAAUGAAGAUGAUGAUGACAAGAUGCAAAGUAGUGCCCCAAAUGAUCGGCAGCAACCGGAAGAUACCUUUGGUUGGUACGUCUCCGACGACCCCGAAGCCACGGAACAGCACAUGGUCAAGGAACCUCCGGUCACAUUUCUUCCACCGGCAGAUUCAUUUGAAGAAGGACCGGAUUUGAUGGAUAUGGACUACAAUCCUACUCCUUCCGCCGUGGUGGAACUCGUCGGAGUCAAAGAGCCACAUGUACCUGAAGCAGCGGCGACGCCGCCGUCAGAUGGAGACCCUCUUGCACCCUCAGUCGUCGAGCAAGAAGAAACCGAUUCGGCUGCUGCCAUUUCCAACAAAACUCAAGCAAAAGUUGAAGCACACGCUGUGGUCCAAAAUGGGGCAUCCACGAUUGCUGAUGCUGCCGCCAAUAAUGCUGCAGCAGCAAUGGUGGAUGAUUUACUACCACAGCAUCAGCAGCAAGAGCGAACCUCAGACGAGAUGGAGGUUGCGGAAGCCGAACUUGAGUAUGCAAUAGCCGCCGACACCGUGGAUAAUGUUCUGGGGGAUUUCUUUGGGUAGUGCACGCGGUACAUGCAUCAUAUGGCCCCAAGACUGCUGUUGGCCAGACUCAUCGAUUCUAUUCAGUUGCUAGCUAGCUAUUUACUUGUACAAUUAGGAAAUCAACGAAUGGUUUUGGUUGGUAUGAAGCCAAACACAUAGUGGCCUUGAAAACUUUUUACGAGUCGAGUCAAUGAGACUCCACAGCAUGUGCAACCAAUUCCAGCUUGUCCCAGCUGGCUUUCGUAGAUAAUCUACCUACUAGCUCGUACUUUAAACGCUC
This is a messenger RNA of Seminavis robusta, 2925 nucleotides long. NCBI's taxonomy places the organism in Eukaryota, Bacillariophyta, Bacillariophyceae, Naviculales, Naviculaceae. The record is from the annotation of a GenBank genome assembly.